Lytechinus variegatus (green sea urchin) is the source of this 7298-nucleotide messenger RNA. RefSeq names its product dixin-like (gene dixdc1). Bases 2293 to 4728 code for a protein of 811 amino acids. Gene Ontology annotation, biological process: canonical Wnt signaling pathway. Gene Ontology annotation, molecular function: protein binding. The record is from RefSeq and is a predicted model, not a curated record. Gene Ontology annotation, cellular component: cytosol. NCBI's taxonomy places the organism in Eukaryota, Metazoa, Echinodermata, Echinoidea, Temnopleuroida, Toxopneustidae. The transcript is spliced from 17 exons.
ACAUUUUAAAUAGAUUUUCUAUAACUGUACUUAUCACGGUUGUUCUGAAAGCUGUAAAGAGAAGCACUGUCUGAAUGAUAUGAUUUUUUGGUUUGAAUUCAGUGGAUUUUAUCACAUUUUCUGGGAUUUUUGCUCUGCAUAUUUAAACUUCUUCAAUUCAUGCGCAUACAUGUGUUUGUAAAUGUAUUUUGAUUUGCAAUUGCUUUGGAAAGCAGUGAGGGGAUGAUGAUUUGUUAUGAAAAAUAAUAAUCUGCAGCCGUCUCCUUACAGGAAUAUUAUAAUUGGACGUGGCGUGGCUGGAGUGCACGUAAAUUAGAUGCUACUUGGUGUGUAAUUAAUUGGCUUGUGAGACUCCCAGUGCUUCAGCCAGCUGAUCUCACAAACUAAACCAACCACAGCCGACGGAUGUACUGAGCAGUGCACUUGAACCUGGUUGUAUAGAGGGUAUGGUCCUCCGCUUAAUGCAAGAUUCAGACGGAGUGUGUCAGGCUGGCGUGAGCGUGAAAUUGUGCAAGCCUUUAUAUGAGGACAAAUGAGAUACAGUCUGUCGACUCGAUAGUGGAUACACGUGCAUGCUGCGGGAUGGAAACGCAUGAAUCUUAAACCUGCGAGAUGUAGUUUGUGGAUAAACCAAUCGAAAGGAAUAUCUUCCGUCAUUGUUUAUUAUUCGAUGUGGAUUAUGAACUCAUCUCGCUACAUCCAGUACAUGUGUCAGCAUCAGUUGAUUAGAUGCUUGUUGUACAUGUAUGUAUUGAUUCAUCACUCAAAUAUUCAGACGGAGCGCUUGCACAUCCUCCGGCACGGAUGCUUAAUGAAUCCAGCUGCUCGCGUCUCUCUCUCCUCCUGUCCUAGAUUAUGAUGGAAGUGUGCCUCCACUAUCCAUCUAACAUGUAAACUUGAUUUGCUCUCUGACACUGUGACAUUUGUAUGAUUGAAGGGCAGUCAGAGGGUCUUGGUUGUGACCUUGAUGCAAGGAGGGGGCAGCGGCGGAAGGAAGCGAUGACGUGGAACUGAUCUUCGGCUAUCUACAUUAGAUGGCAACUUGUUUUGAUCUGUACAGGUUUAUAAUGCUCUGUUGUUAUCCGUUGUCUUACUGAUGUAUAUCACUGGAAUCAAGUUUGUGUGCAUAAAAAGAUCCACUCAUUCAACCUGGACUUCAAGCAGGAUCCUUCAAAAUUUAAGCCUUUAGACAUCUUAUCAACGACAGCGAAUGUUAUCCGAUUUCCUUCAAUGUCGACUUGAAUCCUGUUGAUAUUUUUUGCAUUGUUGUUGAUUGUUUUUUUGUCGCUUGACUGUUAAGAGCUUUGUUCAGCUUGCGAAAUUCUAAUCUUGAUAGCAGAGGUUCAUGGUACCACUGUUGGUAUUUCUGUUGAAUCACUGUAGAUUUGUGAUUUUUUAACAGAAUUACAUCUACUUCAUGUACACAGGUUUAAAUGUGUUGUAGCUCAAGGACAUUUUUAUGUAGUUCCUCUUUUUGCUCCCAUGCACCCGGAAAGAUAUCAUUGAGUUUUUUGCAAUGUAUUGGCUCUCAAGUGUUUAAUUACCUCAAAAUCUAGUUUCACAUCGUUUGAAGCUAAGCCUUUGGCUGUACAGAAAUAACGGAGUCUGCACAGCUGUAAUUUUACAUACAUGAAUUAGACCUGCUUGAGACCAUUGACUGAAAGGAAUCUACAUGUGUAUGGCUGAUUAAGGACAAUUUACAAAACAAGGAAGUGAUUAUCUAAAGAGGAAAUGUUGUAUGAAUAUUUGAAUUGAGAAAUACUGUUUUAAUAUCUCACAGGAAAUAGUUUAAGGAGGAAGGAGGAUUCCCUUUUAGAGGUGAUUUUCUUGCUGUCUUUAUGAUCGAGAAAUAAUUGAUUUCCUUUUAUUUGACGAUACACAUGAAUUGGGAUGAUUUGUUUGAUUGUUCAGAAGUUAGAAGGCAAUGGCAGCAACAUUUGAAAAAUGAAGAUGAUCUUUUGAGAUGAAUUCAUUGUACUUCUCUUAAAAAUGGAAACCCAUUUUGACAUCAAAUUUGACUUCGCAAGAUUUUUAUCAACUCGGUGAAUGAACUGAAGUGGAGCCACUUUGAACAAACUCCUUUGAAAGAACAGUAUUACCUUUAAUACCUUUGGGCAUCUUUAUAAUCUGUGCACACAUGCACUUGUGCAGUGUAUGUCCUCACAGCAUUGUUUGAUCAUAAACUGUGAGCCAAUUACCGUUUAUCGUGACUGUCUUUGACCUAAAUCAGGAAGCACUUUAGGGACUGUUUUUCCAUACCUCGGUCCCAUCUUCUUGAUCAGUACCGCAAACAUGGCGUGUGAAUUCCACAUAUCAGGGAGCGAGUCCUCAUGCAGCCUGCGCUUAGAGCAGCCACGGCCAACAAACAACAGAACAUCGCAACUCUUAGCGCUUCUCAGAGACUUGGUGCUCAAGCGAUGGGAGGUGCUGUAUGCUUGGCAGAUUUAUCAACAGCAACAAUUGCAAGCGUAUGUGGCAUGGGUGAACUCCCAGCUGAAGAAGAGAGCAGGAUGUAGAAUGGUGGAGGAUCUCAGGAGGGACAUGCAGGAUGGCGUGGCCCUUGUUCAUCUUGUGGAAAUAGUUUCUGGAGAAGCCCUGUCUCGUGUUGACUACAACCCGACAUCGGCAACAGUGAUGAGGGAGAAUGUUGAACGUGUCCUCCAAUUCAUGGCAUCGAAGAGAAUACGCAUGCAUCAUACCUCGGCUAAAGAUAUUGUUGAUGGUAACCUAAAAUCCAUAAUGAGAUUGAUCCUCGCGUUAGCGGCUCAUUACAAACCAAGCAGCGUGAAACAAGCAUCCCAGGCCUCCCCUAUGGGUGCCUCACCGGCCACCCCGGGAACACCCAACUCCACCCCUCAGAGGAAGGGCCAACGACAGCAGCCCUCGUUCACCGCCAUGGCCGCCAAUGCUGCCGCGGCCAUCCAUGACGCGAGGAAAGAAGCGGCCGGAGCCGGCGGUUCAUUGAGGAGAUAUAAGGACAUGACGCCGACCCAUAAGCAAGGGUCCACCAACCACCAUGCAAUCUCCCCCUCCCCCCUCCAUGGCAGCCCCCACCCUGGGGCGCAUCAUACAGGGAUGGGAACCCUCUAUCCCAGCACGCACCACUCCUAUCACCACUACUCUCCGACCACCUCAACGACCCAUGACUACCAACACAGAGUCUUGCCAAGAGGUGAUUCUGGUGACCAUCCAGAGGGUCCAAGAACUACCGGGGCUAGUAGCCCCUUACCGCCUACAGCCAUGGCCCCUUCCCCUAAUACAACCUCAGCCUCGGCCAGCCCUAUGGUCAACAGGACUGGUCAGCAUGACCUUAGGAGAGCAAUGAGCCCAAGACAACAGACAAAUGUAGCUCAUGCAUCAGACUCGGAUCAAGGAAGUGCAGGUGAAGAUGGUGGUCCCCAUUCACUUCCUAGUUCACGGAGGUCAUCUAUCUGCCUGAGUGAAGCAUUGAUAGAAGAACAAGCGCUAAUGGGAGAUAACAUUGAAGAUACUAAGAAGUUACUACAAAGUUUACAGGAGCUGCUUCUAAACGGUAAAAUAGCUGAAGAAGAUGGAAGUUCGGAAGCAGAGGAAGAUCAGAUGCAGUUUCAAGGAACAACAGCCAAAGAACAAGUGGUUGUGCUGCAAGCAAGAUUAAACCAGCAGCAGUACGAGUGCAAUCAACUACGAAAUGAAUUAUCCAAAGUCAAGCAAGAUUGUCGCAAUCUGCAAGGUACCAAGGCAGGCCUACAGUCAAGGUUGACGGAACAAGACAAUGCCAUCCUGCAAAUGAAGGCUGAUCUGUUGAAGAUGGGGUUCGCCCAACAGAACCUUGAGGCCGAGAACGCGGAGUUGAAGAGAACUUUAGAAGAGAAAGACAGACAAGUGAACGAUAUCAGUCGACAGCUUGGCCAGAAAGAUAAGCUUCUCGGCCAGCAGCAAGAACAGAUUGAAAGUUUGACGCAACAAAUGCUUCAUCUCAACUCAUUCAAGACUCAGUUGCAGAACAGACUUGAAGAAUCAGGGGGCUCUAACAUGGAACUUGAGUCACAAAUACAUGAGCUUAGCCAGAGACUGAGUACAGUUGGAAUAGCUGAGGCGAACUUAGCAGCGCACAUAUCAGCACACGACAGAAAAUUAGGCAAACUAGAAGGUCACCUUCACACUCCGGACAGACCAUCCUCACUUGGAGAGGGUUCUGAGGAUGUCCAAACCAUUCGCAGUACUCUAAGAAGUCUUCGUAGUAAUAUCAGUAGCCACGACCCUAGCCAUCACCUAUUAGAUUCUUUAGAACAGGGUAUUGUAUCUAUCAUGGAUCAGCUUCAAGACUCACAUUAUAACAACUCUCGGCCAAUCAGUGAGUCUAGCUCGACGGAGAGCGCCAUCAGGAGGUACAACCAGACCAGGUCAUCUCCGUCUGAGGACACUCUGAGUGACCAUAAAGAAUCACUUACAAGCUUAGACAGACUGAGUCCUGCAAAUAAUAACUUGUCCCAGCCAUGUACCAAGGUUUUAUAUUUCACUGAAAGAACUGUCACACCAUUCAUGUCGUCGAUACCAAAGAGAUUAGGAGAAGUGACCCUUGGUGACUUCAAGCAGAUCUUUGAUCGAGAUGGGGCAUACAGAUUUCACUUUAAGGCGUUAGAUCCGGAGUUUGGAACGGUCAAAGAAGAGGUGAUCAAUGAUGAUGACAUACUCCCUGGCUGGGAAGGCAAAAUUGUAGGCUGGGUAGAUGAAGACACAGGCUGAUGCAGAGGGAUUGGCUCCACUACGCAGAAUAGCUAGUUCAUGUUAAAUACCCUCCCAUUUGAAACCAUGAUUGUAUAAGGAUUAUUUAAAAUCCAUCGCCACCUCACAGCUCAUGAGUGGUAUGUGACCCGAUGUGGCAAUGAAAUACAACCUUUGAUGUGAACUUAGAUUCGUGGAACACACUACUGUCUGAAUCAACGUAAUAUGUGUAUAAACCUUGAAAUUUGUAACUAAUAAAACCUGUAAUGGUAAUCCUCUCUAUAGGUAUAACAGAGCUGCCAAGUAGUAAAGAUUUUCCGUAUUUAGUACUGAAAAAUGAGAAGAAUCGGAUGGCUUCAUGCAAAAUACUGAUUUCUAAAGUGUUAGUUUUAUGUGUUUUCAUAUGGUUUUUCUUCGAAAAUACUGAUUUUCAGCUUUAAAGAUAAUGAAAUGUUCUUGUUCAGGUUGGCAGCUCUUUAAAACUAUAAUCACAAUCCUAUUUUUUUGGGGGGGGGGCAAGAUGAUCUAUAGGCUGCUGUACAAAUAUACGAAAUAGGGGAGGAGGAGGGCUUGUAUCCCGUAUCCCACUAUUCCCUACCCCCAUCGCUGCCAUGACUAAUCAUCGUCAAAUGCUAUGUUGACAAUAUGACUUUUUGUAUUUAGUAACUGAAAUGUCUACCAUAUUGGGAUAGUUCAUCAUUGUAAACUUUGCACAUCUUAUAUCGCAUCUGGAUGUUUAUGCACUGCAAUUCACACAAUGGCUGUUUACCAUACUGGAAGUUGAUUUGUCUUCUUGGAUAGUAUAACCAAUGCCCAUGGUCAACUCGAUUUCUCUAUAGAUCCGCCGAAAAAUAUUUUCGAUUUCAUUGGAAAUGGUGGUGACGAUUCUGGUGAUGUUCUUCCAUGUGAUUAGAUUUAGGAUGAAAAGGAACUAGUACUGACUGAUCCAUUAUUUCUUUGAGAAAUUUCUUUAAUUUGGGAUAGUAUUAACUAUGCCCAAAGUCAACUCGAUUUCUCUAUAGAUCCCCCGAAAAAAAUGUUUGAUUUCAUUGGAAAUGGUGGUGACGAUUCUGGUGAUGUUCUUCCAUGUCAUGAUUUAGGAUGAAUAUGAACUAGUUAUGACUGAGCCAUUAUUUCUUCAAGAAAUUUCUUUAAUUUCCAUGGUCAUUCAGUGAUUUUUUUUUUGUGGGGGGGUCCAUUAUCAUGUGUGCAUACAAGUAAGGUGUUUUCUUCCUGGGGUUCAGGGGGAAAUUUCAUGAAACAAUACGCAGUUGUUUUCACUAAUUAUUGUUAUAAGCUACUGCAAAUCCAUGCCCCUGAUUAGCUCAGAGUAGAUACAUCAGUGAAAGACAACUGAUCAAAUUUUUAAUCAAAUUCUUGAAUGAUAUUCUCAUCUUCCAUCUGAUUUUUGUAAUGCUACAGUCACACCGACAAAACCAGCUCUAGACCCACAAAAGCUGUAACUUUGUUACCAAUGGCAUACCAUAGAUCGGUUUAUUACCAAUGGCACUCCAUAGAUUGCUUUGGAGAUGGUUUCUUGAUGUGACUGAGGCAUAAAGUGAUAGGACUUCAGUCACAAUUGAAGUAUUGCAUUAUGUUUACAAAUAUUCUAACUUUUUUACCCUCUUUAAAGUAUUUCACGCCGAUUUCAUGCAACUACUCAGAGAAAAAAGAAUAAACGGAGGCUUGGGGCGAUUUAAUCCCAGAAUUGCUCAAAAGAGCCCGGGAAAAUCCCAAUUCAUUUGCCAUAUUAAAGCUAACCCAAAAUGUUGGAAAUUUCAUCAAAAUUUGAAAUAACUGUGUACCUGAAUUUCAAAGCUCUGCAAUAUUUGGUGAAAAUAGUUGUAUACACAUGGUCAUGCAUAUUCAUUAGGUGGGCUGAUGAUGUCACAUCCAUUUUUAGCCUGGAGUACCCCUGUAAUCAGAUUCUAAAAAUAUUUUGUUUCCCUGAGCUUGGGGGGGGGGGGGGAUAAUAUGGAUAACACUAUUCUACAUUUUCUUCUAAGGCAUAAUGCACCUGUCAAGUUGUUUUUCAAUCAGGAGUGCUCAGUAAUAUCUAACCUGCAGUUUGCAAUGCAGUCCUUUCUGUAUGCUUUAUUCAUCUUGUGCUCUUUUAUGAAUUGGUAAUUAUACCAUAUGCAUGCAUUUGGACAGUAUUAUAUUUAUUUGUUUUGUACUAAAAUUAGUUUUGGGAAUGGGAUAAUGGUGAUGGAAGAUUCCCCAGUCCAAUGCUGUAGUAUCGAUUUUAAGAACUCUAAGUCACAUGUAUCUGGUUCUUUCGGUUUGAGAUAGGGGAGUCAUAUUGCCAUAUUGUGAGAUAUACAGUAAUCCUUCCAGUGUUUGUAGCUUUCUGUGCAUUUGAAUUUCUUCUGUCAAUUAUUACAUUAUUUAUUAAGUUGUUUCCUGUUUUUCACUUAAGUGACAUGCAUGUUAUUUGUCAUCUAUUGCCAGUCUUCAUGAAUAAUGCUUUCCUGUAAAUUAUUUUUCUUCAAAUAUUCACAAAGAUAUAUGAUCAAUGUACAGCGUUGAAUAUAAUUUUGAGAGAUGUUGAUGAUUAUGUUGAAAACAAAAAUACAAAUAUACAAAUUCAA